CAAUUCGGAGUUCCAAGGGCAAAUUCAGGCCUCAACCCAACAUCAAUAUUAACAACAAUCUAUCAUCAAAUUAAAGAUUUUUCUGGUUGUCAUCUUGGUCUUGAUAACUCUGAUGCCAUAAUAACUGCAGAAAAAUUGUCACCAAGAGUUCGAGUUCGAGUUCGAUGUUGGCAUGUAACCUAG
Molecule: messenger RNA, 183 nt
Organism: Racocetra persica
Lineage: Eukaryota; Fungi; Glomeromycota; Glomeromycetes; Diversisporales; Gigasporaceae
Source: the annotation of a GenBank genome assembly